This is a messenger RNA of Pangasianodon hypophthalmus (striped catfish), 3757 nucleotides long. RefSeq names its product myeloid-associated differentiation marker-like protein 2. The transcript has a single exon. The record is from RefSeq and is a predicted model, not a curated record. Bases 819 to 1733 code for a protein of 304 amino acids. Gene Ontology annotation, cellular component: membrane. Lineage: Eukaryota; Metazoa; Chordata; Actinopteri; Siluriformes; Pangasiidae.
GCUGAACUCCGGUCAUUUUCCCCCAACAAUGUCGGGGUCAGGUGCCUGUUGCCCUCAUCCUGCUGUCCAGACACACAUACCGACCCUCAGGCAUCCACACCCUGCCGCACCCCAGCUUAAAUAACUUUCUCCUGCCUUCUAUGUAUCUUCAGUUUCGGCACUGUCCAGCACAUGGCCACUCGGGUACGGAGUUACACAGCCUAGCAUAACUCGUCUCAUUUCUUUUGCACUGUCGUCGGACAAAGAUACAUUUCCAGGUUUGUGAAGACACUUGGGAUUGUUCAUAACCUUAUGCUGAUUUACUGGAGAUUUUGAAAAUUGCAUGGAAUGAACUGUAUGGAAGAGCAGACACUAUAGGAACCCGCUCACUACAGACCUUGGAUCCUCCGAAGGAAUUCAUGUGGUAAAUGUUCCAUAUGCUUCCGAAUGAUUUGAACUAAGACAGUCAAUGUAGUGGAUUGUGAUGUAGUGAACUAAGGUCUGAAUCAGCUACGAUUAGAGGCAGAGCGCUCAGCCAUUUUGAAGGGUUUUGUUUGUGACAGUUUGUGAGUCACGUACUCCAAAAUAGAGACGGAAAUACUUUACGUGCCCACAAGGAAGAGCUAGCACUCCGAGCAUCUGGAGGGUGCAAGUUUUACAGAAACACCCACUAACAGCAACAGACAACAGGAAGCCAGAGGUCACCAUCACUGGAAGUGCCCACCAUCACCUGGACAACCUGACAUAACUUGUACAUAGUGGUCUAAAAUAAUCAAAGUCACAACAGAGUUUGAAAUCUACAGAAUCCGAGUGGCAGCUGAGGAAAGAAUAACUCCAGUAUGAACCCCCAGGGUGGCCAUUAUUUAAACAAGACAGCUGUGCUGUCCCCUCUGGGUGCUGUCCGUUUAACUGAACUUGCUCUCGGCUGUACCGUGAUCUCUUUAGUGGUUCACGUUGCGGGAUACACUGCUGUCUAUGGGAUCUUCUGCAUGGUAUCGUGGAGCACUUGCUUUGCCCUCUCGGCAGCCAUCUUCGCUCUGGACGUGACGCGUCUUCACUCAUGUCUUCCUGUGUCCUGGGAGAACCUGACUGUGACCCUGGCAGCACUGUCUGCUCUGCUCUAUCUCACAGCUUCCAUUGUGUACCCAGUUUACUUUGUGCGCAAUGAGUGCCCAUAUAAUGAUUGCGAGGUUAGAAAUUUCCGGAUAGCCGUAACUGUCUGUUCCUGGGCAGUGUUUGUGGCGUAUAUUGCUGAAGUUUCCCUGUCCCGGGCCAAACCAGCCCGAGCGGUCAGCUACAUGUCCACUCCAUCUGGCCUCCUGAAGGUGGUGCAGGCUUACGUCGGCUGUGCCAUUUUCAUCACUCUUGCUAAUGGGAGUGAGUUCUGGCGUCACCCGGCAACCGUGUACUGUGUGGCAGUGUUCGUGUUUUGUUUUGCCCUGACAGCACUUGUGGUAGCACUGAGUGUGCUCGGACGCACAACCUUCCUGAGUCUGCCUCUCGACCGUUUUGUAGUGCUCUACACGUUUGCAGCAGUGCUGCUGUACGUGAGCGCUGCUGUGACCUGGCCCGUGUUCUGCUUCGACAGGAAGUACGGCACGCCACUCAGACCUCAGGGCUGUCCCGGGGGAAAGUGUGCAUGGGACAGCCAGCUUGUUGUGACUGUGUUCUGCUUUCUCAACCUGGCGUUUUAUAUUGCAGAUCUCUGCUGCUCCCAGAGAGCACGAUUUGUUACACGGCAGCCACGUGUGUAACACCUACAAUGUACUUGUAACCUUCCUAUUUAUUUCUGGAUCCGAGACUGUGCCUCAAAUCACCUUCUUAUAUAUAUUUCUACUGUUCACACAGCAAUAUGAGCAAAGUACAGUAGAAGGACCAUACAUUUGUCUCGCAAUGGACACUUUGUGCGCUGAGCUUUACAUUAAAUUGAAAAACUCUAGGAUAGCAAACGCUUGCUUAAAGAAAUAUGUACAUGAAAAAUCUAUUUUAAACAACUUUCCACUUCCACUUUACUUCCCCAAAUGUAAUCGAUCAGCUAAGAGAUGUCUGAUAGCUGAUACUUGCUUAAUGGAGGUCCAUAUUUAAGCUACAUCAUUUCUUUUUUUAAAUAUAGACUCUAGUAAUAGAAGUGAUCUAAGUAACAGAAUUAGAAAUAAAAGUUACAGAUUAAACUAUAUUAUGACAUAUUAUCUGGUUGUCUAAGAUGGCUGCCUCCACAAUAUUACAGAACCAGCUUGACAGUAAAGUUUUUCUAGAUUACAGUAAGUCUCGGGGAAAGAGAAAAAUAUUUUUUCACUGAGCUAUUUCUUUAAAUCCGUUAGCUAAUGCUGAUGUAAUGUAGCAGUCUGGUUUACAUCCAUGGUUCGCAACAUGGGGCCCGGGAUCCGCAAGGGUCUGUGAAGCAUAGCCAAGGAGUCUGUGUUUUUUUUUGGUUUUUUUUUUUUUAUUACUGUGGUGGAAAAUCAAAAUCCAUUAUUAUUAAAGUUUUUUUUUUAUAGGUAUUAUUAAGUUAUUAUAGUUAUUUACCUUUUUUGACUUGAAUUGAGUUUAAUCCAAAGCAAAUUUUAAUAAAAGUGUGUUUUGUGUGUGGAAAGUUCAGGAAUAAAAAGCUAUAUGGCUAUAUGGCUUGCUCAUUAGGGAUAAAUUUAUAAAUUUACAAGUUUAAAAUGUAUAUUCUGAAUUUAUAUAUUUCUGUAAAGCUGCUUUGUGACAAUGGCCAUUGUUAAAAGCGCUAUACAAAUAAAAUUGAAUUGAAUUGAAUUGAAUAUAGCUCCAAUCAAUACGCCAAAUUUUAUACACAUUCAAGCAUUCUAAUAUUUGAAUUGAAAGAUAAUUAGUUCAUAAAAUGAAUCUGUUGCAGGGGGUUCCAUGGAAUUGCUUUUACAUUAUGUUUGGUUUGUUUUUGUUGUUUUGUUUGCUUGUUUUGGGUUUUUUCAUUUUGUUUUUGUUUGUUUUUAUUGUUUGUUUGGGGAGUUUGUGUGUUUUUGUUUGUGUGAUUGUUUUAUAAAAAUGUUUGAAAACCUCUGGUUUUCAUUACAUGCAUUUUUAACAUUAUUUCUCUUUUGCUAGCAUUUGAAUUUAACAAAUCUCAGUGUUGGGAAUCAAAUUAUUCACAACAAAUACUUUCAAAUAUUUGCAUUAUCUUAUUAAAGACUUGUAAUUCUGAGCUAAUAAGCUACACAAACUAUUAGACAUGACCCAGUUCUGCCAUUAUUGUUGAAAGUGUUGAUCUGUCUCUUUUUUUAUGACCCAAGAUAAAGUGUUCACUGACUCUGAAACAUAAUGCACACAAUCCAUCACACACAUUCUUAAACAAGGACCUUCAGUCCUGAUACACCUUUGAAAGCCAACUGUAGCACGACCACUAUAAUUCUCCUCAUAGUCCUUUUCCCCAGGCAGGUCCUGAGGGUCUUCUCCUCCCUCAGCCAGCUGGUAAGUCUCUCUCUCUCUCUCUCUCUCUCUCUCUAUCUCACACUCUCUCUGUCAGCAUGUUCUGCUCUCCUGGAGGACACGGUGACCAAUCCAGCCAGCUCAGCAUCACGCCAUUAGGAUCGGCAGAUUUUUCACUCAACUUUUCAUUUUCUCCAUCCAGUGCUCUAGCAUUCUCUAUCAAUCACUCUCUCUCUUAUAUCUCAUAUUGCUGAUCUGUUAUGUCUCAUAUGGCUGCUUUUCUUCUCUUUUGUCAUCCGGACAUGGCUAUUUGUUAUCCUUUCUCUUCUUUCCUUUGUUCUUCUGUUUUUUUUCUUCCCUCUUUCUUGUUGAUGGCAAUAAAAGAGAG